AUGAACUUGGAGGGAGUGGGCGACGAAGUGAGGUGCCGCGUGUUCCCGGUCACUCUGGCAAGACCGGCAAUACGGUGGUUCAACAGCCUCCCGCAGGGCUCUGUUGCCAGGUUUUCGGAUAUUAGCCGCACUUUUCUGGCCCAAUUUACUACCAGGAUCGCAAAGGUAAAACACCCGAUCAACUUACUCAGAGUGACUCAGAGAUCCGGCGAGCCGACUAGAAAAUACCUAGAUCGGUUCCACGAUGAGUGCUUGGAAAUCGACGGGCUAACUGAUUCAGUAGCCAGCCUAUGUUUGACAAAUGGACUCUUGAACGAGGACUUCAGGAAGCAUCUCACCACGAAGCCGGUGUGGACGAUGCAGGAAAUCCAAAGCGUAGCUAGAGAAUAUAUCAAUGAUGAAGAAGUCAGUCAAGUUGUGGCUGCCAAUAAGAGACAGCCCUCCUACAAUCAACCUCGACAGCACGGUAGCGGAGAAAGGCAGAAGGAGCACGCCAGAGACGGCAGUCCGGGCAAGACAUCCAGGCUGUUCUCUCGGAUCGAGAAGUUCACCAAUUACACCCCCCUUACCAUCCCCAUCGUAGAAGUUUAUUAG
Arachis stenosperma is the source of this 594-nucleotide messenger RNA. RefSeq lists its product as uncharacterized. NCBI's taxonomy places the organism in Eukaryota, Viridiplantae, Streptophyta, Magnoliopsida, Fabales, Fabaceae. Bases 1 to 594 code for a protein of 197 amino acids. The record is from RefSeq and is a predicted model, not a curated record. The transcript has a single exon.